Molecule: messenger RNA, 474 nt
Organism: Metarhizium brunneum ARSEF 3297
Lineage: Eukaryota; Fungi; Ascomycota; Sordariomycetes; Hypocreales; Clavicipitaceae
Source: RefSeq, a predicted model, not a curated record
AUGCCUUACUGGAACAUCUAUCACCCUGACGACGUCCUCCGCGACGACGCCGAGAAAGACGCCAUCGCAAAGGCUAUUACUGAGAUUUAUACCGCUGUUCCUCUUCCGGCAUUCUACGUUGGCGUCUUUUUUUUCCCCAUGCCUCGUAAUGAAAUAUACCGAGGUGGUCAACCGCAGGCAAGUUCGUCUGCACAAGAACCGACCUUUAUUCACGUUAGGUUCACUCACAUUGCGCGGCAGUUCCUACCAGGUGAAAGUGAGAAAAAGGACAAAUUUCUCGACAGGGUUACUGAAAUAUUGAAACCCUUCACCAUAGACAAGGGCUGGUAUUUGGAGCUCACUGGUGAAGAAGGCGAUCGCAGCCUACUCAGAGUUCAAGGAAUGAGGAUACCGCCCCCGGGAUCGGAAGAUGAGAAGAAGUGGGUGGCUGAGAAUGCGGCGGUUCCAUAUGGGCCUUACCUUAGUCAAAUCUGA